AGCAGUGACGUCAGUAUCAUCAUGUCCAGCAGUGAUGGCGCACACUCGCUGAGGAGACACGCUCUCAAGUCUCCAAAGAAAUCCAAAAAAGGCGAUGAUAGGAGCUCCAGAUCGCCCAAUCUAAGUGUCCACACCAAGAACUUCUACAUAGCCUCCUAUCCUGUAGUUUUAGUGUUCAAUCUCCUUCGUUCAGUGCUAUAUCACAUAUUCCUAUUAUUGAAAACGUUGUUUCGAGCUGGCAGUUAUUUAGCCCAGAGGACAGAAGCUCCAGUUGCAACAACCACUCUUAUAACAGAGCUGGAUAGUGUGGGGAUAGGUGGAGGAGGGUCAGGACAGAUAGAGGAAGGUAUACAGGUAGACCUGUGUAUACCAGAUAUGCCGCCCAAGACAGCAGGUAACCCGGGUCCAGGAGACCCGUUGUUGGCCAGACAGAAACAUCAUCAUCGUAAAGCUUUUGAAUAUAUCUCUAAGGCUCUUAAGAUUGAUGAGGAGAAUGAAGGAAACAAGGAGGUGGCCAUGGAGUUAUACCGCCGCGGCAUCACCGAGUUGGAAAGUGGAAUUGCUAUAGAUUGUGAAGGUCGUGGUGAAGCCUACGAGAGAGCGCAGAGACUGCAGGAUAAGAUGAGAACCAAUCUGAUAAUGGCUAAAGAGAGGCUGGACAUGCUAGAUUCGCUGGUACACCUGCAGCAGCUGGAGUUGGAUGUGCCCCUCCUCACCACCCUCACCCCCCCAGCUUCCCCCGCCCCCCGCAUCAUGCACACCCCCCCUCGUUUCGGUGGGGGGGUUAAGGCGAAUGCCAGUGGCAAUCGAGGGCUCGCGAAUCAUUCCCCAGGUCACACUAAUAAGCCGCGGGCACGUGUAGCCCCACAGGUCAUGACUCUCACUGAUUCAGGGCGAAAUUCUUCCGAUCGGCGAGUUGGGCCUACUCACUCACAAAAACCUUCUGAAGAUGCCAAGACUUACAAGAAGAUCCCCUCAACCAAACGCAUCACAACUUUAAGUAAUAAAAGUCAGACACUUCCUCGAAACAUGGGUUCCAGAGCUGUUGCCAAGACUAGAGACAGCAGACAUCCCAGCACUCCACCCAGUGUCAGACGACAGUUAUCAAAUCCGAGUAGCGGACAUUCGAUGGGCUCGCCUCUGAAACGGCGAGGCUCGGCCGGUUCCGGUCUUGGUGGAAAUGGCAGUAAUGGGACACCGAAGAGCACGCCAACACACAGACGUUGUGCGUCGGCAUCUCUGAAAGGAGUGGAUAGCAAACUGGCACAUGGCAUCAUGGAUGAGAUCAUUGAUUCUUCACCUCCAGUGUCAUGGGAUGACAUAGCAGGGCAAGGGACUGCGAAGAAAGCUCUGCAAGAGAUUGUAAUAUUGCCGGCACUGCGGCCAGAACUCUUCACGGGUCUACGUGCACCAGCCAGAGGCUUGCUGCUCUUUGGUCCUCCAGGUAAUGGGAAAACAAUGUUGGCACGAGCUGUGGCAAGUGAAAGUUCAGCUACUUUCUUCAAUAUCAGCGCCUCCACACUAACUAGUAAAUACGUGGGUGAAGGAGAGAAGCUGGUUAAAGCCCUGUUUUCUGUGGCCAGGGAACUGCAGCCAGCAAUUAUCUUCAUAGAUGAAAUAGACUCACUGCUGUGUGAGAGAAGAGAAGGAGAACAUGAGGCUUCAAGAAGACUUAAAACUGAGUUUCUUGUUGAAUUUGAUGGACUCAAGUCAGAUCCCGACGAGAGAAUUCUCAUCAUGGGGGCUACAAAUCGGCCACAGGAACUGGAUGAUGCUGCUCUAAGACGCUUCAGCAAGAGAGUUUAUGUAUCACUACCAGACAAGAACACACGCACAUUAUUACUCGGUAAGCUUGUGGCGAAGCAAAAGUCAGAAAUAUGUGCUCGAGACAUGGAUAUAUUGGCUGGCCUUACUGAAGGAUACUCGGGCUCUGAUCUAACAUCCCUGGCCAAGGAUGCAGCUCUUGCCCCAAUUAGAGAACUGAAUCCUGAGGAAGUUGUGUCUUGUGAUCCAUCAGAAGUAAGAGGAAUCACUCUCGCAGAUUUUAAAGAAUCUUUGAAAAAGAUCCGUAGAUCAGUCCCUCAGUCCACAAUAUCUACAUACGAAAAAUGGAAUGCAGAAUAUGGAGACUUAUCGACAUGAGUAGUCUCAUACACUGGUCCAAUAUCUCUCUAUAUAUAUAUUAUCAUGUGUGAUAUAUGCUUUAAUGUCACAAAACAAUGCCUAGUACUGUAUAUAUUUACACACAUACACACUCAUGCUCAUUGUUGUAGAUGAUAAUUUCUGUAAUGUAAAUGAUGAAAGGCAUUUGAGUUGGUAUUUUAGAAUUUACAGAAAAAAUUUCACUGGAACAUUUCCACUCAAAGGGUAUACUUUUUAUCUUUGCUUUUUUGCUCUAAUUUUACCUUUUACAGUGUUUGCAAUGCUAAUUUUAGUGGGGAAAAUAAUAUGCUAAUUCUUUUUAGAAACUGGAAAACUUUUAAUAAAAUACUAAUAAGGCUUAACUCAAAAACCGCUUUAAUAGAAAUGCUUGAGGGUAGCCAGUGUGAUAUUGUUAAAUAUCUAAUGGCGGCCUCCGGACAGUAGACGCUAUUGUUUAUUGUUUCUAGGAUUGGAAGCUUUAGUCGCAUCCUGCUAGGUUUUUGGCAUCAAUAACAUACAAUCUGGAAUAAUUUGAGUGUUCAUGCUUUUAUUGAUUUCAUGCACUUGGAAAUAAUGUGCAGUAUGGAAAUCAUUCAAAGAUUAUGAUUGGAAAUAUUUUUUAUACUUUUUCUUGUAAUAAAGCUAAUAAUUUUCAGACCCCUUAAUUACUGGCAUGAAAAACAACCUCAGAUUCUCCAUGGUACUAACAUUGUAGCUUUUAUGACUCACGAAGUCGUAAUGACACAAUUGCAAACAAACCAUACCACGGGUGGGAUUUGAACCCGUGGUCAGAGAGUCUCAAAAGUCCCCUCAAAGCCAGCGGCUUUGGGGGGACUUGAGGGGACUUGAGCUAGAGUUCAUCACGGCCAUGCUAGCGGGAGAUUCGUCUGUAAAAACUUGCAUUUGUGGUCACAGUGGUGGCCUAUGCUAACCAUCCUAUGGUGUAGAAAUAUACCUAGUUGGAUGAAUCUUAUUGAAGCUAACUGGCCUAGUGGCUAACGUGAUGGUCUGGAAUUUUGAGACUCUGACCGCAGGUUCAAACCCCACCCGUGGUAUGGUUUGUAGCUUUUAUCAAUAAAUUUAUUUUAUAAACACAAGAAAUGGUUAAUCAACAUAGAUGCUGCAAGGGUUAACUUUCCGUAUCAUAACAUUUUUCAAAGUUAGAUGCAAAAUAAUUAUAUAGGAGAUGCUUUUGCUUGUUACUAAAGAAAGCCACAUACAGGGGGUCCUGGCUUAUGAACACCUGAGUUACAUUAUAUUUUUUUCGACAAAUUAGCCAUAUACCACCAAGACUGGGCAACCUAAAAAGAAAAAUGAAAAUUUCUUGUUUUUACUUUAGUAAUGUAUACAGGAGAAGGGGUUACUGGCCUCUUGCUCAUGGUACUUUAGUCACCUUUUACGACACGUAUGACUUAGGGAGGAAGAAUUCUGUUCCACUUCCCCGUGGUGAGUUACAAUGAUUAUCAUUUACAGAUGUGGCCUACAAAAAUAUUCCGUUGAAAAAUAAUUGUUUUAUGAGUGCCAAUCUAUAGUUACAAACUGUGUGUAAUACAUAAUUGUUACUUCAUUAGGAUUUUCUACAAGAUUUGGGGGUAAAAAUAAUGGUAAAUCAAUAAGCUCAUAAGGUUGGGACUCCCUGUACUACUUCUGGAUGAGUUAUGAGAGACUUACUAAUCUCGUGUGUUUGUUAGACAGCUUAGAUUGGCGAGUGAGUUGUAAAACUCACUUGCCAUGGGUUCAAAUCCCACCCAUUCUGUGGUCUGUUGGGGUCAGCUUAGAUUACUCAUCUUUCUUGUUCUUAGCAGGAGGAGGAUCAAGGCUUCACCACUCCUUGCUCAGAAUUGCCCCAUGUGGGCAAUUCUGAGCACUUUUCAUCUUUUAAAAUAAUAAUUGAGAUCUCAAGGCCAGAUAUGUGAGAGUGAGAGGACUGGAAGCCUAGGAAAUUUCUGCUUGGGGAAGCAGCUUAUUUGAUGAAAAUUGAAGUACUGAUGGUAAUUAAGGCUUUAAUGGUCCUUUUUUCUCUUUAAAAGUUAAAUGGAUUAUAUAAAAAAGUAUACAGUAAUUAAGGUUUUUAUUUCCUCUUUUUUCUUCUCUUUAAAAGUUAACUGGAUUACUUAAAAAGCAUUUCAAGCUGACAGUCUUUUGUAUUUUAAAAGACUUUUUUAUUUUUUUCUGCAAUUUACAUAUUAGGUUGCAUAGCUUACAAUGAAUAAAAAUUCCUUUGAAAUCAAGCAAGCAAACACUGUACCACUUUUGAUUUUUACUGCUGAGAAAGGUAGCAAUAAAAAUGUUUAUCUUCUGCUUACGGCCAGAUUAGGACAUGGGUUUUAUGGGCUGCAACCCAGGGGCCUGCACCAGAUGGAGGGCCUCCAGGUGCUGCAGCCCAGGGGCCUCCACCAGAUGGAGGGCCUCCAGGUGCUGCAGCCCAGGGUCCUCCUCAAGGUGGAGGGCCUCCAGGUACUGCAGCCCAGGGGCCUCCACUAGGUGGAGGGCCUCCAGAUCCUGCAGCCCA
Molecule: messenger RNA, 4654 nt
Organism: Cherax quadricarinatus
Lineage: Eukaryota; Metazoa; Arthropoda; Malacostraca; Decapoda; Parastacidae
Gene: spas
Product: spastin
Cellular component (GO): microtubule cytoskeleton
Molecular function (GO): ATP binding; microtubule severing ATPase activity; ATP hydrolysis activity
Source: RefSeq, a predicted model, not a curated record